AGUCCGAAGCAAGGAGGAGGGGAUGUCGAUAUGGGGUGCUCCUGUUUGAUGAGGGAUGUGAUGCUUAUAAAGAACAGCAUGAGAGCUUAAAAGGUUGACGCAAAAUGCAGGUAUUCACGAUUCUAUAGAGACACGUGAUAAUCCCUUUUGCCCAAUGUAGCUUCCCAUCGGUUAUUAGACAAAAGUUUAACUACCGUAUCCAUUACAUACGGAAAUCGACGACUUAUCGUCUAAUAAUUCCCCUUUUAUUAAGUCUUACAUUCAUCGGUUUUGCUACAGGAAAAUAAUCAUCUCGACUUCUCGAAAUAUAUUAUGCCAGCUACAAAUAGGCUAGCCUAUCCCCAUCUGUCACUUCAUAUGGAAUGAUUUAAUGCCAUCAAUUGAUAACAUGGCUGCAUCAUGGGAGAUAUCUUGCAAAUAGUAAAUGAAGACUCGGAGCAUGAAGUUGUAAGCUCUCUAUUUUCAUAUUAUCACUCCCCCGUACCAAUUUCUUACGUUUUUCAUUAAUCACCUCCGAUUUGCUUGAUAAUCAUCCCUCAGUGCGAUGAGUUGAUAUAUCAUAUUCGGAGUAGGGCCGGGUUGAUCAUGAAUCACCGAAGUGUAGAAUGGAUAUUGGAACAAGUGUCUCUUCAAUAUAUUUCAACUCAACCCAUAUAGUAGUUGCAUAAGAACACUGCUGGGACAUCUAGUGGUAGAAUAUGCCAACAGUGGGGGCGGGGUAUAUGAUUCAGUUUUCAAACCCGUCGACUACUUCUUUCAAUUCCCACUAGCCCUCCCGGCACCAACAUCACCACCAACAAGAAAAGCAAAAGCAAAAGCUAAAAUGUCCCUCCAAUACUCCAUCCAACGUAUCCCCACCCACUCCCACUCCCCAUCCACAGACCCAACCCUCCUCUUCUUCCUCGCCGGCAAAUUUUCCGCCCUCCGUCUCUCCGCCCUCCUCGAAUCCCCUGAAUCCUUCGCCUCCACCUUCGAGCAGGAAUACCAAUUCACCUCUUCCACCUGGCUAACGCGUCUCUCGCGUCCCAAAUUCCACUACUUCAUCGCGACCGCCCAUUUCCACUCCCCAUCCACACCACUUUCAUCCCAUACCCUCGAAACCGGUGUUUCUGUCGGGAGCGUGCAACUCUUCGGACCUCACCCCUCAUCAUUUUUCACUCUCCCACUAAGUGGAGCUCCGCCCCCUUUACCCGAUACCGAGGAAUUCAAAUAUCAAAUGAUAGCUCUAUAUAGCUCACCCUUACAUCGCGGAAAAGGACUCGCUAAAAUGUUGAUUCAAGGGGGGAUAGAUACUGCGAAGCAAGAAGCGAAUGAAAAGGGGAUAGAAAAAGUGAGGGUACGAAUUUUUAUUGGUCGGAGGAAUUUGACGGUUAGAAAAUUAUACCUCAGUGUUGGAUUUGUGGAGACGGGUUUGUGUACGUUGGCUGAAGCGGUGGUGCAAAAUGGUGAUGCGGAGAUUUUACCGGAGGAUGGUGGAGCUGGGGAUCCUGAGAAGUGGUUGAAAAGGGCGGCGUUGGUUAUGGAGUGGGCUGGAUAGAAUUUAUCAUGGCGGGCAUGUAUGAUACGUUUCUAAAUAUUCUCUAGAUGUAAAUUACUAUUCAACAGAUUUCUCUC
Molecule: messenger RNA, 1614 nt
Organism: Sclerotinia trifoliorum
Lineage: Eukaryota; Fungi; Ascomycota; Leotiomycetes; Helotiales; Sclerotiniaceae
Source: the annotation of a GenBank genome assembly